Molecule: messenger RNA, 3606 nt
Organism: Peronospora matthiolae
Lineage: Eukaryota; Oomycota; Peronosporomycetes; Peronosporales; Peronosporaceae
Source: the annotation of a GenBank genome assembly
AUGGACGACCACCACCUGUUCAUGGAAGUUGACCCGGACGUGUCCAACGUAGCAGUCCCUUUACCAUCCGUUGGCGCGGAACCUCUUGACUUUUACGUGGAUCUGCAAUCGCCGCCGCCCCAGUCGCAGUCCAUGCGGCUGCGACUCCGUAAACGAGCUGCUAGCCACUCGUCUCUAUCCACUGCAACAGCUGAACAGCUCCGUCGACGAGUCGCUCGUGUCAAGAAAGCCAAGCGCCCCAAAGAGGUGCGUGUGUUCAAGCGGCGGCUGCAAUUGGCAGUCCGCGUAGCCGUGGGCGUCCUCUUGGCUGGGGUCGUGCAGACCCAUGGCGACGAGCGCGAGUGGCUCUUUUUGCCUGCCAGUUACUACCUCGGAGGACUCACGGUCGCCUCGAUGAUGGUCAUCUACGCGGCGGCAAACACCGUCGGUGGCGUGCUCGAACAAGUGUGGCAAAUCGACGUCGGGGUCGCGAUCGCGCUCCUGUACAACUUUGUCGUCUUUGCCUGCGUGCCCAUCAAGCAAGGCAACCUCUUGACGGUCUCCAAGAAUCUCAACGGUAGUACGUACUACGUGAGUCUGCAAGACUGGGGCGUCACUCUGCCUCUGCUUGCCCUUUUCACUUUGGUCGUGCUGCUCUUGCCUAUUCAAACGAACGUGAAGAAGUUUGCUGUGGGUACAAAUUUGUAUUUCACAUUGACACUUGUUAACCCCAUGAACCCGAUAUUCACGGCCUUGCUCAAAGAUAGCACAGACGGGAACAGCUACUAUGGCACGAAGAAUCUGCUUAAACAGCUGGCCAUUUACAGCGCAGUUGGCGUCGCGGGCACCUUCAUUUCACUUGCGACGAUGAUGCUUCCCUUCCCAAUCUUUGCGAUGCAGAAGCUGCGGCGACACAUGGCAGCAUCGCCCCACGAUAUCCGAGAUAUACUGAACUUGAUUGUCGACUCGUACUGCUUUCGUGCAAAGGAUAUAAAGAAGAUGGACUUUUUCAAGCUGCGGCUUGAUCGGCUACUGGAAAAUGCCCACGAGCGUCUCACGACAAUGGAGUCGCUGCUAAGUGACUGCUGGUGGGAAGAGCUUGUGGGGUUUGGCGUCUGCUUCCAUUUCAACAAGACCAUCGCUAAGCAGCUUGUGAGGUUGUACGCAAAGCUCCUUACAGACCUGCAUGCAAUGAAAUUCGCCAUCGAGGCGGAGACUUGCCACUGGACGCAUGUCGUGCUGCUCAAGAAGUUACAGACGCGAUUCUAUGUACUACAGGUUGAAGCAAAUGAUUUGCUUGAGGAUAUCUCGCUUGAGAUUGUUCAUUCGUCGCGAAGUAUGUCUUCACCAAAAUUUGCCAGCCUAAAGCGGGCACUUGAAGAGCUCAUGGGGAAGUACACGAUGCUUUACGGUAACUUGCUUUCGGCUGAUGUCCAUACGGCAGAUGACGUGGGCAAGACGAUGCCUCUUAACGUGUUCGUGUACUCGUUUCACGUCUUCGUGAUCUCGUUACUGAACUUCGAAGGGACUUUCAAUGGGAAGAACUUUUCAGCGCAUUAUCGUGUCAAGAAUUUCCUCAAGCUAGCAGGCCGGAGUCUUCUGCACCCUUUCAACUACUCGCGUCAUCUCAUCAUCUUCGCCUUUCGAACGACUUUGGCAAUCUUGAUUGGAAUAUGCUGUGCGACUUUCAUCUUCGCGUUCAGCUCUACUGCACCAACAGCCAUUGCAAUGGUUGCUGAUGAUAACAUUGGCGGGACCUAUGGUAACACGGUCAAUCGCGUUGGAGGUUUGGUAGCUGGCACAGUGGUUCCGUCUGUCUUGAGCUUCUUUGUGUGCAAAGUGGUGGAUGACGCCUUGUACAAUACACUGAACAACAUGAUACUCUUCGUGUGGACAGUGGGGUCCAUGUAUGUGUGGUUUUGCGGCCGCUAUAUGGCAUUGGCGGGUAUGACGUCAGCUUUUAUGGCUGCAUCAGUACUGCUCGACCACGGUUGCCGAACGACAUCAUCUUCAACGACUGUGUCUUACGCGAGUCUCACUCAGAACGCGUUGGGUAUUCUUAUUCUUAUGAUCGUAGAAAUCGUGAUCUAUCCCCGCAGCUCGCACGGACUCCUUCGUAGCAACAUCCAGCAAAUAUUGACGCAGUAUCGCGAAGUCUUCCACGAAGUUUUUCGCCACCACAUUGCGUACAACCGUCCAACGUUCAUUUCGCCUGGACCUCUCACUGAAGAGGAUAUUGAUACAGCAAACUCCCUGCUUGGUCGCAGUCAAGUGAAGGUGCUGAUCAAGCAGAUAAAAACUGCAAUUCCAGAGCUGCUGAAGACCCAAGCCAAACUCGUGGACGGUUCUGCCAUGGAGCCAAGCUUGUGGAAGGCGCCAUUUUCCACAUCAAAGUACACAAAAGUCUUGGCUGUUUGCCGCGAUCUUCUUGAUAGGAUUGAUGUUCUUGUCGACCUUAUCGAGUGGCACGAGAACCGGCGAAGCAGCGGACAAGACCGGAUCUUGCGACGUCGACACCAAAGUCAGAUUGAUGCCGAAUGUACUGCAGCAUUCAGUGCAGCUCAGGAACCUCCCUCACCGACCUCAGCCGCUGUCGCAGAAAUGGUGAGCAAGGCCACUGACGAUGAUUCUUCUCCAUUACAGUCACCGUUGCCCAAUGUAACUACAACUUCUCCAGCAGCGGCAAAAAUCAAAUGGGACCAGAGUUUGGCAGUUGUGGGGGCUGGUAUUGAAGAAGCUUUUGACACCCUUGCAACCUUGUUUGGAGAAGAGUUCGCUGGCUCAACUGCUGAAGACCACGCGAUCUAUUUGCAGAUGAAAGAAGCCUUUCGAAUUGCCGAUGUGCACCGUCGCGGAGUCGUUGAUGUCUCGGAACUUGGUCUUUUGCUUGAGAAACUUAUGCCGUACUCGGGUAGCCAAGGAAUUGGAGGCAUGGACCAGUACGUUGAUGAAUUCAUGCAGUUAGUGGAUAAGGACAAUGAUGGCAAGGUCUCGUUCAACGAAUUCAUGCAGGCCCUGAACGAUGGCUUUCGGUUGGAGCUCGAGAUUUAUGAUGAGAAGCCUCAAGUUGCAAUAGCUGACGCGGCGAGUGGAUCAGCUGGAUCUUGGCUUUCUCGCAUGGGUAGCACGCGCUCGCUCCGUAAGAGUUCAUACCAACGAAACUCGCUCCAUUCAACUCCGGCUGAUGAAGUUUUCGAAGACCUUUCAACACCUGGAAAGAAAAAGCGUUUGACUACGAAGUCACCGCCAGCUUCCAAAGAUUCUCGACGUCAUCAAUCGUCGAAUUUCGUCGACCUGACAGCAUUCGAGACAUCAAAACUCGCAUCGACUGCGCUUGAUAAUAUCGGACAAACCUUGAAGCUGGGCCGGAGAAAACAUCGCUUUCGCGGAUUGUCGUCAGCCAGCGAAAGCUCUGCACCUGAAGCGCUCCUUAAUGUUGAGGCAUUUACCCUCACGGAAGCUGCUGCAGCGUUGAAACAGAGCUACGGCGAAUGUUUGCUUGGAUAUGUCGACGAUCACACCAAACGUGUGACAAUGGAGGAUUUCAUUGUCAUGAGCUGCGUUAUCAGCACUUGUGAAAACGUGGCUGAAAACCUGACGCGUUUAAGCACAUUAGCAGCUUCCUAG